Sipha flava (yellow sugarcane aphid) is the source of this 3750-nucleotide messenger RNA. It is a transcript of the gene Oseg1, whose product is annotated as intraflagellar transport protein 122 homolog. Gene Ontology annotation, molecular function: protein binding. Gene Ontology annotation, cellular component: non-motile cilium; intraciliary transport particle A. Gene Ontology annotation, biological process: intraciliary retrograde transport; protein localization to cilium; non-motile cilium assembly. The record is from RefSeq and is a predicted model, not a curated record. The transcript is spliced from 25 exons. NCBI's taxonomy places the organism in Eukaryota, Metazoa, Arthropoda, Insecta, Hemiptera, Aphididae. Bases 130 to 3687 code for a protein of 1185 amino acids.
CUUACAAUAAUUAGUUUUUUAUUAAAUUAAUUAAUAAAAUAUUAUUUGGUUUUUGUUUAUACAUUUUAUAGUUUUGUGCAAUUACUUUUGCGUCUUUGACAAAACUUUAUUUAAUAACAAACUAUAACUAUGCAUAAUAUUCCAAUAUGGCUUCAUAAAAUUCAAGAUAAAGAUAAAGUUCAUCAAUGCAUUUACAGCUUAUGCUUCAGCAUUGAUGGUACUCAACUAUUUGCAACUGCAGGUCAUGAUGUACUCGUAUAUCGUUCUAUUGAUGGAUAUCUUUUACAUAGUUUAAAAGGACACAAGGAAAAUGUUUUCUGUUUAGCAACUUCUAACAAUGGCAAAAUAUUUGCUUCGGGUGCAGCAGAUAAAACAGUUAUUCUUUGGUCAUCUAAAUUUGAACCUGUUGGAAAAUAUAAUCACAAUGACAGUGUACAGUGUAUGGCUUUUAACUCAAUUACUCAUAAUUUAGCAAGUUGCAGUUCUUUGGAGUUUGGCUUAUAUUCUUUGGAACAAAAAUCUGUGCAAAAGUUCAAAAAUCUGUAUAAAAUAAACACAUGUGCAUGGUCCACAGAUGGUCAAACAUUAGCACUUGGAUGUGAUAAUGGAAAUGUAUCCUUACGUAAUCGAAGUGGAGAGGAAUUUGCAAAUAUCGAGCUCCCUGAUGGACACUCAAUUUGGGCAAUAGUAUGGUUAUCAUCUAGAUUUAAUGAAGAAGAUAUAUUAUGUAUUGCUGAUUGGGGUAGAAAAUUAUCAUUUUACAAUAAAAAUGGGUUUGAAAUUUUAAAGAGUAAAAACAUUAAUUUAGAAGCUUUGACUAUGAAAACAUUAUGUAAUGAUUCUUACUUAUUAAUUGGAGGUUGUAAAGGAAAAUGUUGCACUUUUUCUAUUGAUGGAAUUAAGCUGAGUGAUUUUGAAGACAAACAUUGUUGGAUUUGGGCUUCUGCUGUGCACCCACAUUCAAAAUUUAUCGCGUUAGGUUGUCAAGAUGGGACAUUAGCAUAUUACAAAAUUGAAUUUAGUGUAAUACAUGGACUUUAUCAAGAAAAAUAUGCAUUCAGGGAAAAUAUGACUGAUGUUGUUGUUCAAAAUUUAGUAAAUAAUAAUAAAGUACGAAUCAAGUGCAGAGAUUUAAUUACAAAAAUUGCAAUUUAUAAGGAUCGCUUGGCUGUUCAAUUACCAACAAAAAUUGUUGUAUAUGAAUCAACUUUAAAUCAAAUAUCUGAAAUGCACUAUAGAAUCAAAGAAAAAAUUUCUGAAAAUGCUAUCUGUAAUUUACUAGUUGUUUGUUCAAAUAAUUUAGUUUUAUGUCAAGAAACGAAGCUUCUAUGCUUAUCACUUGCUGGAGUUUAUGUACGUGAAUGGAGCAUGAAUUCCUUGGUAAAAUACCUAAAAGUUAUUGGUGGCACAGCUGGAAAUGAACAAAUUUUAGUUGGCUUGCACAAUGGACAAGUUUUGAUGUUAAAAGUUAACAGUACAACAGUACAGCAACUAUUUAAUGUUAAUAAAAGUAUCCGUUGUUUUGAUGUGAAUAUAUCAAUGGAUAAAGCAGCUAUUGUUGAUGAUGAGAACAAGUGUUCAUUUUUUGAUAUGAAGUCAAAAAAACUACUAUUUCAAGAACUUGAUGUUACAAGUGUAGUUUGGAACUCAAAAUUUUCUGACAUGGCUUGCUUUUCUGGUAAAAAUAUAUUCAAUAUCAAAAUUAAUGAAUUUCCUGCUCAUCAACAACGGAUCAUAGGCCAUGUUAUUGGUAUGUGGGGCUCUAAGAUAUUUUCUCUUAAUGACUCUGUAGUCUCUGUUAUUGAAGUUGCUUUAUCAGUUCCAUUAUAUCAAUAUCUAGAGAAAAAGUGUUUUAGCAAUGCAUAUAAAAUUGCCUGUCUUAAUGUUACUGACUCUGAUUGGAAAAUAUUGGCUAGAGAAGCUUUAGAACAUUUUAACCUUCUAAUUGCCAAAAAAGCAUUUGCACAUAUCAAAGAACUAAAAUACUUAGAGCUCAUUACACAAUUUGAGGAUAAAGGAUCACAAAAUGAUAAAGAUAAACACUGUCUACUAGCUGAUGUACUUGCUUAUGAAGGAAAAUUUAAAGAAGCUGCUAGAAUUUAUCAAAAAUGGGGUUUUGAUCAUAAAGCUUUUACCAUGUACACUGAUUUAAGAAUGUUUGAUUUGGCACAAGAAUUUAUUGGAUCAAACACUUCUGGAGAGAAUAAAGAAUUACUCAUUAAACGAGCUGAAUGGGCAAUGAGUAUUGAUGAGCACAAAGUAGCUGCUGAACUUUAUAUUUCAGCUGGAGAAUUAGACCUGUCUAUUGAUAUUAUGGUUCAUAACUGUUGGACACAAAUGCUAUUAGAACUCGGACGUCGUACUGAUAAAGCCGAAGAAACUAUUUUGAAUAGAAUUGGAGAUGAACUUCGUAAGCUAGGUGAUACAGAAAGUGCUGUUGAAAUAUAUGCCAAAAUGGGAAAAGAUAUGGGACCUGAUAUGGUUGCUUUACAUGUAGAGGCUCAUAAUUGGGACCAAGCUUUCAUAUUAGUUGAAAAAAAUCCAAUAUUCGCUCCACUUGUGUAUUUACCAUAUGCUGAAUGGCUAGCUGAAAACGAUAAUUUUGUUGAAGCACAAAAAGCAUUUCUGAAAGGUGGAAAACCAGAAAGAGCAUUUCAAGUAUUAAAAAUAUUAACUGAAAAUGCUGUUGAUGAACAGCGUUUUCAAGAUGCUGGUUAUUAUUAUUGGUUAUUAAGUAGACAGUAUUUAAAUAUUGUUUCAAAUGAGGGUGACAAAUCUACUGAAAUUAUAAAUCAAUUUUAUUUAUAUGAUAAAUAUGCUGCAAUUUAUUAUGCCUACAAUGCUAUUCAUCGUUAUAUGGAGGAUCCAUUUAUGUCAUAUCAACCUGAAACUUUAUUCAAUAUUUCAAGGUUUUUAAUGAAUGAAACAAAAAAUAUACAUUUGAAAGGGAUUUCAAAAUUUGCAAUAUUAUAUUCAUUAUCCAAACAAGCAUUAAAUAUGAGAGCAUUUAAGCUAGCAAGACAAAUUUUAACAAUAAUACAAAAGUUAAGGAUACCUACUAAAUAUCAAGAUUAUGUAGAUCUUGCUUCUUUGAGUAUCCGUGCAAAACCAUUUCAUGAUAAUGAAGAUCUCUUAUCAAUGUGUUACCGUUGUUUAACUUAUAAUUCACCUGUUGUGCAAGCAUGUGUAACAUGUCAUCAUAAAUUUAUAUUUUCAUUUAUUAAAUUUGAAAUUUUGCCACUUAUUGAAUUUCAAUUGGAAGAUGGCAUUUCUGAUUUAGAUGCAUUAAAAUUAAUACACAGUUCUAAUCAUGAAAAAAAAUCUAUAGAAAACCAAGAUCCAUCUCAAAAUGUAAAUACAUUAAUUUUAGAUGAAGAAAGCCAAGAUCAAUCAAUAGAUCCAUUUACUUAUAAACUUAUAAAUGAGGGAAAAAAUGAAGAAAAUACUUAUCAACCAAUAAUAGUCAAUAAAACCACAUUACAAUCAAUGAAUACCAACAGUAUAAUAGUGUGUAAAUGGCCAAAGCCAUUAAGUUAUAAAUAUUACAGAAAUCUAUUACCUGGGUUUUUAGUAACUAACUGUGAAAAAUGUUUUAAGAUGUUUCAUUCCGAUGAAUACGAAGUAGAAGUACUAAGACAAGGUUAUUGUCCAUUUUGCAGAACAAUGGAUAGAAGAAUAGUAAAAUAAGGAUUAAAAAAAAAAAAAAAUGUAAAUUAAAUACAAAUAUAUGUAUUUCUUUUAAAUUUUAAA